AUGGGCUUGGGCCCGGCGCACUACCAUGACUUGGUCUCCUCGGAAACAAAUUACCAGGAGCUUAAAAGAUUCGCGAAUGAAUGGAACCGAAGGCGGACUCAGUGGGAAGUUGCAGCGUCAGGCAGCGAGUCGUCGUUACCGGUGCCGUCAAGCCCCAUAUGGGGAGAGUUGACUCAGGGACGCGCGGAGCCUCGCGGCCAGACCGCACGCACUCUCCCGCGAUUCGGCCCAUAUAACCGCAAGGUUGGUGGGGCCAUGGGAGUUGGAGGGUUGUACCACUCGAUCACGAUCCGCAACGCACUGAACGACGAAUUCAUCCGCGACGGACGCAAAACCUCAUCCGCGUGCGGACGGUCCGCGUCGUACUGCAUAGGGCCUAACUGGAAUAUAGCGCCUACA
Molecule: messenger RNA, 399 nt
Organism: Iphiclides podalirius (scarce swallowtail)
Lineage: Eukaryota; Metazoa; Arthropoda; Insecta; Lepidoptera; Papilionidae
Source: the annotation of a GenBank genome assembly